Molecule: messenger RNA, 1834 nt
Organism: Chara braunii
Lineage: Eukaryota; Viridiplantae; Streptophyta; Charophyceae; Charales; Characeae
Source: the annotation of a GenBank genome assembly
GGUAGAGAUUCACUAACCAAGCCACGAUUGAACUCGUGCGCUAGUAUCAACGACGCCCGUGUGCUGCACACAAGCAGAGUGAGACAAGGCGGAGGCGAGUGAUACUCUGGUGAUGUCCUAUGCCGAUUACCGAGAUGGAGUAGAAGGAUGGGAAGAAGAGGCAUACCGAGACAUGGAUUCUCAUAGACAGACUCAACGAGAACAUGCAGUUCGGAUAGUCAAUGAAGAGAGGUAUAUAGAAUAUGUGUCCUACUUUUACGGCUUGACGACACUACAACCGGGAGACGACGCACGGCUUCGAGCCGAACGUAGAGCCCGUGCUCUUGCAGCAGCGAGGGCAGAAGCGAACCUAGUAGCUAGGGAACAGGCUGCUGCAGCAGGCAGAGCAGUAGCAAUGUCUAGCGCAGCGGCAUUCUCUGCUGCAUCGUCCGCAGUAUCCUCAUCAGGGACCAAUUUGGGUAUGCCCACAGGGUCCACGGGUACUUCCAGUUCAGUAGGUUCUCGACGGUCUACAAGUCAAAUGGCGGGCUCGCAGUGCAGCCCGUUGACCCCAUGCGAAAGGGAGCUCCUAGAGCUCCAACAGGUCGAAAGGAUCCGUGAACGAUUAGAGAGGGAACUGAAACAGGCAACCGAUAGAGAAAGAGAAAUUAAAAAUAGAACAGCCAGGCUUGAAACUUUCGAGGUUGACAAAGCUGAGUUAGAGGGUUUGGAUGAGUCAGGAUUGACUGAACCAAUGAAAGUAUUGAAGAACAAUAUGCUGUCACUGCAUGCGCAUGUGGACAGCCGAUUGGACUUUAUGCAGAACACUCUAGACCAGAUCUUGGACAUUUUGCAAAGGCCAGGAUUUAGGCCACCAGCACAGUCGCCGUUGCCGUUAACGGCGAUGUUAGGCCCCUUUCCUGUACAAGCUGGCACACAACCAAGUGGCACGUCUGCAGCAGUCUCACAGACUGUUGCUUCUUCUUUGGGUCCAGCGGUGGUUGCUACACCACCACAACAACCUGUUCCCCAACAGGGACAGCCGCAAGGUCAAUGGUACCCUAAGACCCCUAUGAAACCGCCUCCUACCUUCUCAGGCGAGAAGAAGGAUGAGGAACUCAACACUUGGUUGAGAACGGUUCUGGUAUGGGUAAAGGCGAAAAGGACUUUGCAGGAGGAGGAGGUGAUUACUGCUGCAUCUUACCUCGAGGAUAAGUUUGUCGUGGUUUACCUUGACGACAUUCUGAUCUUUAGUAAGUCUGCCGAUGAGCAUGCACAACACAUUGAGACUGUACUUACACUCCUGCGACAUCACAAGUAUAAGGUCAACCUAGAGAAGUGUGAGUUUGGUCGCACUAAGAUAUUAUACUUGGGUCAUGAAGUAUUCGCGGAAGGGAUUAGGCAGGAAGAUGCGAAGGUGGCUGGUAUUCGAGACUGGCCACGACCUCAGACUGUCAUUGAGGUCAGAUCUUUCUUAGGAAUGUGCGGCUACCAUAGGAACUUCGUAAAGAACUAUUCUACAGUCGCCUCUCCUUUGACAUAUCUAACUCGACUUGACACGCCGUGGGACUGGAGUGAUGAGUGCAAGGGUGCUUUCAAGCGAUUGAAGCAUGCACUCAUGAAUCAUGGAGUUCUCAUGGUUCCCGAUCCUCAGAAGCCGUUCAUAGUGACCACUGACGCAAGCCAAUAUGGCAUUGGCACAGUGCUGGCUCAGCAGGAUGGGAAGAAGUUGAGACCGAUUGAGUACAUGAGCAAGAAAAUGCCAUAGAAGAAAUGGCAAAGUCCACCUACGAAAGGGAACUCUAUGCUCUCUACAAGGCACUUGUCCAUUGGAGACACUUUCUGUUGGGACGGU